AUGAGACAAAUAAAUCAGACACAGGUGACAGAAUUCUUCCUCCUGGGGCUCUCUGAUGACCUGCACACCCAGAAGCUGCUUUUCAUCUUAUUCUUGGGUGUCUAUCUGGUCACUGUGCUUGGAAAUCUGCUCCUCAUUUCUCUUGUUCAGGCUGACUCCCAACUUCACACACCCAUGUACUUCUUUCUCUGCAACUUGUCUCUGGCUGACCUCUGUUUCUCUACCAACAUAGUUCCUCAGGCCUUGGCCCACUUGCUUUCCAGAAAGAAGGCCAUUUCCUUCAUACGUUGUGCAGCUCAGCUUCUCCUCUUCCUCAUCUUUGGGUGCACACAGUGUGCUCUCCUGGCAGUGAUGUCCUAUGAUCGCUAUGUGGCCAUCUGCAACCCUUUGCAUUACCACAGCGUCAUGACCUGGAUUGUGUGUGUCCGGCUGGCCGCAGGAUCAUGGACCAGCGGUGUUUUAGUGUCUGUGGUAGACACCACAUUCACACUGAGGCUUCCCUACCGAGGCGGCAACAGUAUUGCUCAUUUCUUUUGUGAGGCCCCUGCACUGUUGGUCCUGGCCUCCACAGACACUCACACCUCAGAGAUGGCCAUUUUCUUCAUGGGAGUUGUGAUCCUCCUAAUACCUGUCUCCCUCAUUCUUGUGUCCUAUGGCCGCAUCAUAGUGACAGUGGUCAAGAUAAAAUCAGCAGCAGGAAGGCUCAAGGCAUUUUCUACUUGCGGCUCCCAUCUCAUGGUGGUCAUCCUUUUUUAUGGAUCAGCUAUUGUCACCUACAUGACACCCAAGUCUUCCAAAGAGCAGGAGAAACUCGUGUCUGUUUUCUAUGCGGUGGUGACCCCCAUGCUGAAUCCUCUUAUCUAUAGUCUGAGGAACAAGGAUGUAAAGGGAGCGCUGAGAAAAUUAGCCACAAGGAAUUGCCCAUGUGGGGUGAGAACCACUCACUGA
Molecule: messenger RNA, 948 nt
Organism: Perognathus longimembris pacificus (Pacific pocket mouse)
Lineage: Eukaryota; Metazoa; Chordata; Mammalia; Rodentia; Heteromyidae
Product: olfactory receptor 2D2
Exons: 1
Coding region: 1-948 (315 amino acids)
Biological process (GO): G protein-coupled receptor signaling pathway
Cellular component (GO): membrane
Molecular function (GO): olfactory receptor activity; G protein-coupled receptor activity
Source: RefSeq, a predicted model, not a curated record